This is a messenger RNA of Prunus avium (sweet cherry), 1367 nucleotides long. RefSeq lists its product as uncharacterized. The record is from RefSeq and is a predicted model, not a curated record. Lineage: Eukaryota; Viridiplantae; Streptophyta; Magnoliopsida; Rosales; Rosaceae.
UAAACAUUUGAGGGGAUUUGAUUAUUUUUGUCAUUCCGCCUCUGCCUCUCUCACUGAGUCUCUCACUCUCAACCUCCUCUCCCCAAAUCCGCCGCCAACUUCUUCCAGAUUUCUCUAUCGCUCUCUCUCAGCAACUCUCGCUCUCUCUCGGUCGCUUGCGAUUCCAUCUAAUCUUUUGAAUUUGCUCUCAAGAAACAGCAACAAGAUCCCUUCCGCUUUCAUCUUAUGCUCGAUUUGGGCGACAUUACCCGAUUUGGCGUACUAAUUGGGUCCAUAAUCGACCUGACCCGACCCGUGAACAGCCCUAGGUCAUCUUUUCUAAUAAAAAUAGCAUAAUUCUCCCAUUCUGCAAUCUCAGCUUCUAGGCUUUCAUCUUAUGCUCGAUUUCCCCUGUUCAGUUCUUUCUCAGCCAAAUAGACAUCUCUAGACUAGUUCUGUCCAACUCUCAAACAGUUACAGCUUUCCUCUUCUUCUCUGUCACUGUAACAAGAUCGAACAAAAUCAAAUGGAAUGGUAUCGGCGUGAGGAGAAAGAGUGCUUGUCAGCGAUAGAGCGGAUUCUACUGGAGUAUGAUGAGAUUGAAUCCAAUCCCUGCAACAAUUUCACGUGCAUCAAGCUCGAUUGGAACCCAUAUGAAUGGGAAUUUGCAGUCAGAGGCGCUGUUGGAACUGAAUUCGAGGGUGGGAUUUAUCAUGGGCGGGUCCUGUUUCCGGGGGCAUACCCAUUUAAGCCUCCUUCAAUCAUACCGUCGACGGAAAAUGGUCGCUUCAAAACCCAUAUCAAGUUCUGGUAUAAGCGACUGAAUUUAUGGCAGCCAUCAUGGAGGGUGCGAGAUGUUUUGGUUGAUUUUAUUCGUUUAAUGCCCACCUUCCCAGAUGAUGAAUUGUGUUCAUUAGAAUGCAAUAAGGAAGAAAGGCGUGCCCUGGCCAUAAAAUCUCUUGCAUCACCCCCAAGAUAUGGCUCUUUUGCACGUCGGCAGCUAGUUGAUCAGAUUCAUCAAUCUAUGCUAAGCAAGGCACCCAACGGCACAGGCGGCGUCUCCGUCGUCCACAACGUUGUUGGGAAUAUAUUUCAUGAACAAAACACUCCGUGUCAGGAAGGGGUGGUUGUGGAUCGAGUCGUAUCAACGCAGAUGGAAUGGGAUCGGGGUGUGAUAGCGGAGGACAAGUGCAACAUAAACAACUCAAGGGAGAAGCAGAUUCUAGAGGAGUAUAAUGAAAUUGAAUCCAAUCCCUCCGACGAUCUCAAGUGCCUCAAGCUCGAUGGGAACCCAUAUGAAUGGCAAUUUGCAAUCAAAGGCCCUAGUGGAACUGAAUUCGAGGGUGGGAUUUAUCAUGGGCUGGUCCAGUUCUCGGAGGGAUACCCAU